Molecule: messenger RNA, 471 nt
Organism: Nymphalis io (European peacock)
Lineage: Eukaryota; Metazoa; Arthropoda; Insecta; Lepidoptera; Nymphalidae
Exons: 3
Coding region: 1-471 (156 amino acids)
Source: RefSeq, a predicted model, not a curated record
AUGUGUAAUUGCAGUAAAUUAACAUAUUGCAUGGGCAAUAUGGUUUAUAUAUUUGAAAGGUUAGCGUCAUGUUGUGCUUUGACGUCUGUUAUUACAUGCUUAAUAUUGACACUGCUUAUAAUGCUGGCCCUGGGCAUCGGACUAGGGUACAACUACUGCUAUAUUCAUAUGCAUACUGAGGAUAUGGAAGAUGGUAAUUAUGUACUAGAGAAACCAGUUUAUUCACACGUAACGACAAGUGCUGAUGGCCUUAUCGUUGUACAAUCCUCAGUUACAACUCCGCCAACGUCCUCAGUUACAACUCCGCCAAUGUCCUCAGUUACACCUCCGCCAAUAUCUUCAGUUACACCUUCGACAAUAGAUACCGACUCUGGUUGGAUUGUACCUCUCAAUACUGGCAUCGACUUCACGAAUCUCAUACAGAAGAUUAGAGAAAGGAAACAGAAUGUAACAAUACACCUGGUAGUUUAG